Molecule: messenger RNA, 2292 nt
Organism: Scatophagus argus
Lineage: Eukaryota; Metazoa; Chordata; Actinopteri; Scatophagidae
Gene: cfap184
Product: coiled-coil domain containing 96
Exons: 3
Coding region: 84-1433 (449 amino acids)
Biological process (GO): cilium assembly
Cellular component (GO): ciliary basal body; axoneme
Source: RefSeq, a predicted model, not a curated record
AACCGAAACAAAACGAACUACACUGACUACAGAGUAUAGGUAUAGACAAACUGAAUAAUACUUACUAUUUUUUCUAUUGGAAAAUGGACGGUGAACUAGAAAAUGAAGUGAAGAAUGAUAUAGAGAAGGUAGUGUCAACAGACCCCUCCAGUGAGAAGGACAUUUCUCCUAUUAUUAUUAAUAGACUUGAAGGUGUCUCAGCUGCAGAUCAUAAUGAAGAAAACGCGGAAAAUAUGAAAGCUAAUGAGGUCCCUGUUGAAAAAGCAGCUACCUCUGAACCAGAAGAGAACAGUGGGUAUGCUGUCAGCAGCACAAAUGAAGACUUGAUUGUGAAGAUAAAUGAAGUUAAAGAACAGCCGGUACCCCAUGAAGUGAGUGUUCAUCACAAGACCCCAGAGACAGAGAACAUCAGUCCUACUCAAGAGGAAGAAGAUGAGGCUGAGGAAGGUGAACCUACUGCUGCUCGUGCAGACAAAGAAGACAUCAGCUAUGGAGAGUACAUGCAGCUACUCCAGGUGCUGUGCGAGGAGAGGGAUAAAGCCAGCCAGCACAGCAGCCGGCUGCAGAUGGAGCUGGCAGAGUACUUCCACAAAAAGGCCAGAGACGACGGCCGUGUGGAGAGAGAGCUGUCAGUGUCAGAGCAGCUGCAGGAGUAUGAGGAGCACAUUAAGAUCCUGAGUGAUCUGAAGCAGCAGCUCACCUCUGACUCAGAGACAGCUCAGCAGCAGGAAGAGGAGCUGAGUUUACAGUCCCAAGAAAGGCUGAACAAGGUGGAAGAUGAAUGGCGAAUGUUUUUGGCACUUAAACAGGAUGUGGCUGUGACACUACUAUACCGAUGCCUUGGUAGACAAGCUGCUCAGGCCAAAGUGGAGUCAAUCCUGGCGGCAGAGCAGCUUCGCCAGGACAAGCUGAUCAAGCUACGCCUCAAGAACAUCAAGCUGGGGAGGAGGAUUCAGAGGUUGGAGGCAGAGCUCCGUGAAGGGGAGGAACAUGCCAGGGACUCUCUGCAACUCCAAUUUGAGCAGCUGCAAGCUGAAAGGAUGGAGCUGAAGAGACAUAUUGAUAAGCAAAAUGAGGAAUCCUUAAAGAUGCAGAGAAAGAUCAGCAGCAGUUUGGAGGUCCUGUCAAAUGUAAAGGAGAAGCUGUUUUGGAAGCAGAAGGAGGUCCAGACAAAACGAGAGCAGUUGGCUGAGGUGGAGGCCACUGUGGCCAUGAAGAAGGACAUUCUGGCCAGGACAAAGCAGACACGCAACAGCCUGCAAAGAAACAACUUAAAGCUGAUGGAACGUUGUGGACUGCUGGGGAACAGGGUCCUCCUGCGGGACUUUGAGGACACUGUGGAUGCCUCCAACCACCUAGAGGAACAACUGGGGAAUCUGAAGGAUCAGCAAGCUGAAAUCAUCUUCAAAUGUGGCAGAUGGAAAAAAAAAUGAACGAAUGAAUUUAUAAAUGUACAAAUAACUGCUACACAAUAUUAGACCGAAAAUGGCUAGAUUCCAUGGACAUGGACCACUGGGAAAAAAAUGAGCAGCAGGCCUUACAAUUUGUAGUUUUAUGUGAAGUGUGUCAACACAAUAGCUAACAGGGGGUUAUUUCCAUGUAAAUUACAUUUUGGGAAAUGCAUUAAUUAGCUUUUUGGCAGACAGUUUGAUAUAAAGAUUGAUACCAAUCUAAGGCUAGUGCUCUAAGAUGAAGCUGGAGCUGAGAGCCAAUUAGCUUAGCUUAAUAUAAGUAUGAGGGAAACAGCUAGCCUAGCUCCAUUCAUAGUUAAAAAAAAAUGCUCACCAUGAGGUUCUUAACUACUAACACUGUUGAAUACCAGGUAUGGAGCUAAAGCCGGAAAGCUAGGCUGUUUCCCAAGCUUAUUGGCUCAUAUUGCCAUCCCACAUGGGCUCCAUGCUAAAUGCACAGGAAUGAAAAUUAUGUCUUCUCAUCUUACUCUCAAAAAAGAAAGAAAGAAAGAGGAAAAGAAGCAUAUUUCCCAAGUUUGUUAUUAUUACUUAAAUUUUACUUUGAGCUGACUGGACUACUAGUAAAGAGACUGCUGAACUCAGUUCCAUCAGUUCAGCCAAAUCAGGCUGCUGUUUUCACUUGCCGUCAGUAGAUGGCACUACUGUGCAACAGCGUACAGACAUCUGUGAGCAAAAUGCACAGUAGUAGAAAAGUAUUUGACGACAAGCAAAAUUCUUGGUCUUACAGUCCAUUGUAGGAAAAAAAUUUGUCAAAUUUGUUAAAUUACAUACUUUUUGUUUGUGAAUCAUUGUAAUAAAAAGCCAUAAUAAUCCACAUUGA